AUGGCGACAGCAGCUGUCAAGGCCGGCGGGACGAGCGCCAAGAGAUGCAUAUCAGGUUUGCUCACCACCUCGAGGUCUGCGGUCCGCCUUGAAAAGUCGGUGAUAAACCUGGCUCACUGGACACCCUCCGAGGCAGUGGAGACAACCCUGCAAGCCGCGAUUCUCACAUGGGAUUUUGCCAUGCAGAAUGUGGCCCUGCGGAUAAACCUAUUUCUCGUGUCACCUUCCAACACGAGUCGCAUCGAGAAUUCCAAGAUACAUGUAUUACGCUGCUCGGCUAGGUCUUCAUCGGGUUACUCGUCAAGCCUGCUCCCUCAUUACGCCCGGGACAUUGCCACAGGGAUCAUCCACGAGUCACGCGGCACGUAG
This is a messenger RNA of Diaporthe amygdali, 369 nucleotides long. Its product is annotated as 20s-pre-rrna d-site endonuclease nob1. The record is from RefSeq and is a predicted model, not a curated record. The transcript is spliced from 4 exons. The coding region runs from base 1 to 369 and encodes 122 amino acids. Lineage: Eukaryota; Fungi; Ascomycota; Sordariomycetes; Diaporthales; Diaporthaceae.